GACACUUCGAACACUUCCGGGUCAAAGGUCACGUCUUUUUAAAAAUACAGUGAUCAUUCCGCUAUCGGUGGUUUGACUCCUGUUCUUGUUUGUAUGUUUCUGUUUAACUGCAACGACCAUGAUAAGGUCAGUAAUGCUAAACAGAUUAACCCCUCAUAUGCUGACAUGCAGCAGAGGAUCAUGUGUCCUCACCGGCUGGAUGUCGUCUGGCCAGUAUACUCAUUCAUCUGGUCGCAUGUCCACCCAGCAAAGCCUCCUCAGACCCCUUACACCUAAAAUCACACCCAUGGUUGGGUGCACUACCUCAACCACACAGAAGUACACUAUGAUUUACAGGCUGCCACACAUAAAGCUGCUCAGAGCUGUGUCCAGGCUCAAACUGCUCCAAACUGCAAUCACUGUGGUCAUUUUGCCACCGGUGUACAUCCUCUACUUCCAUGGAGAUGUUUCUUUCUUCUUUGUCAGCUACUCAACAGGACUUGCUCUAUUUGCAGGCGUCAUGCUGUACACUGCCAGUCACUUCUUCAGGAGAGUUGUGGGUAUGAUGUACCUGGACCCAACACAGACCACUCUCAAAGUGUCUCACCUCACUUUCUGGGGGAAGCGUAAUGAUAUCUUCCUGCCUGUGUCAGAUGUUAUGACCAUUGGGGAUGCAGGAGACUCAGUGGGGGAGACGAUUAUGAAACUGAGGAGAUACAGCAGCCCACAGACUUUUUAUUUCUCCACUUACUUUGGACGUGUGCUGGACAAAGAGGCUUUUGAGAAGGUUUUUGGAAAUCUAAAAUGAUGAAUAGUUUUUUCUGUACAAAUUAUUAUGUUGAAAAUACAACUAUAAAAAUGAUGAUGGUGUGUUUUUUUUAUGAAACCUGUUAAAGUUAAAGCUAAUUAACGUUCCCGAGAUAUGCUA
This is a messenger RNA of Sphaeramia orbicularis (orbiculate cardinalfish), 907 nucleotides long. RefSeq names its product transmembrane protein 186 (gene tmem186). Bases 119 to 787 code for a protein of 222 amino acids. Gene Ontology annotation, cellular component: mitochondrion. The transcript has 2 exons. The record is from RefSeq and is a predicted model, not a curated record. NCBI's taxonomy places the organism in Eukaryota, Metazoa, Chordata, Actinopteri, Kurtiformes, Apogonidae.